Molecule: messenger RNA, 2196 nt
Organism: Metschnikowia bicuspidata var. bicuspidata NRRL YB-4993
Lineage: Eukaryota; Fungi; Ascomycota; Pichiomycetes; Serinales; Metschnikowiaceae
Gene: ALR1
Product: Mg(2+) transporter
Exons: 1
Coding region: 1-2196 (731 amino acids)
Biological process (GO): magnesium ion transmembrane transport; intracellular magnesium ion homeostasis
Cellular component (GO): plasma membrane
Molecular function (GO): magnesium ion transmembrane transporter activity
Source: RefSeq, a predicted model, not a curated record
AUGUCCGACUCUGAAGGCUCCAUCACCUCGUCCAAAAUCCGCUCGGACUCCGUGGCCCAGCAGCGCACCGAUGAAGUGUUGAACGACCACCGAAACCAGCGCGAAACACUCCCGCCACCCGAGGAAAUGGCGGCCUCUUCCUCCAACGAGGCCGUGCCGUGGUCCAAGGUGCCCGCGGAGACACCGCUGCACCGCCGCGCCUCGAGGUCCCAAUCUAUCUGCGACCCCAUCGAGGACCCAAGAGCGUCCAAAAAGUCAAGGAAGGCCAGGGCCAGCAGGCCCGACUUGCCGCGGAUCUUGAAGAUCAGGUCCAACGACUCGCUGGCCUCGGCUGACCCCAAUGCCCGCACCCACUACUCGAAGAGAGAACGUAGACCGUCCAGAUCUUCCGUGGACCUGGAGGCAGAUUCCCACGCCUCCCGGUCUUCCCAGGAAACCGAGGAGGAUGUCUGUUUCCCUAUGCUCAGGGAGCACGUGAGAAUCAACGGCAUCGAUUUCGACGAAAUCGAGGACUUCAUCAACGAGGAGAGGGAGAGCCAACAGCACGUCAAGGAGCAGGAGGCGUCGCUCGUCGAAAAGAUGAGCCCUGGCGGCAUCGCGCAGACCAGCGGCUCUCUUGCAGGCACGGCCAGUGUCAAGAGCAAAAACGCAAUCAAGUAUUCUCCCAAGAACAUUCUCUUGAAAACAUCCAAUGCCUUUUCCAAGAAAUCAAAGGCGUCUCCCGCAGAAUCGUCGUCGGUUUAUGACGCAUCAUGCAAGGCAAAGGCUUCGGACUCGUCUGAAGAUGCGUUUGUCGACGACAAACACGACGACACCUCCUCUGACAAUGUCAAGUUCGGAGGCACGAGAAUCAACGACGGCGAGGUGGAGCUUCCAGAUCGCUUUUCCUUCUUUCACUCCGAUAACGAAGAAACAAUCCAUUCACCUGAUCUCCCAUCCUUGAUCUCCCCCGGAAACACAGUACGGGAGCUCUUCAAGAAUGGCGAAGGUACGUGGUGGUUGGAUUGCACAUGCCCCACUGAUGCGGAGAUGAAGACUUUGGCCAAAGCUUUUGGAAUCCAUCCUUUGACCGCCGAAGAUAUUCGCAUGCAGGAAUCCAGAGAGAAGGUGGAGCUCUUCAGAAACUACUACUUUGUUUGCUUCCACACAUUCGAGCCCGACAAGGAAUCCGAGGAUUACUUGGAGCCCAUUUAUGUGUACAUUGUUGUUUUCAGAGAAGGUGUUUUGACUUUCCACUUCUCCCCUGUCUUGCAUCCAGCAAACGUUCGGAGAAGAGUCAGGCAAUUGCGUGACUAUGUUGAUGUCAGUGCCGACUGGAUUGGCUACGCAAUGAUUGAUGACAUCACUGACGGGUUCGCGCCAGUAAUCACUGCUAUCGAGUACGAGGCCGAUGCUAUUGAAGAUUCCGUAUUUGAGGCUCUAUCAAUCAACUUCAGCUCCAUGUUGAGGAAAAUCGGAGAAUCAAGAAGAAAGGUAAUGACCUUGAUGAGACUUCUUUCCAACAAAGCCGACGUUAUCAGAAUGUUUGCAAAGAGAUGUCAAGAUGAAGCGUGGGCGAUGCCUCCACACAACGUAACCUCACGUGUCAAUUUGGCAGGCAUGGCUGCUCCCCAUGAUGCCAAUUCUACUGCUUCGCCCCCUCCGCCUACAAGUGGUAUCAAUUUUGGACCUCCCCCCGGUGCUCCCUCAAGCAUGAUGUCCCAAAUCAAUCCUUAUUUUGGCCGUGUGCAACCCAGAGCAGACAUUGCAUUGUAUUUGGGAGAUAUUCAGGACCACGUGGUCACAAUGUUCCAAAAUUUAUCAGCAUAUGAAAAGAUCUUCAGCAGAUCUCAUGCCAAUUAUUUGGCCCAAUUACAAGUCGAAUCUUUCAACUCCAAUUUGACUGUGACCAAGAUCUUGGGAAAUGUCACCAUGAUCGGCACAAUGUUUCUUCCUUUGAAUGUGAUCACUGGUUUGUUUGGAAUGAACGUAAAAGUGUUGGGCGAAGGCCAAGAAGGUUGGUUUUGGGGAAUCAUUGGCUUCAUGGUUGUUUUGGUCGUGGCAUCGUUCGUCGGUGUGAAGUAUUGGUUGCGGAAGAUGGAAGCUCAGGCUGAAGACAAAGAAACUUCAAAGAAGUCAAUCAAGAGCUUUAGUUUGAAAAACAGGAAACGAGAAGCAGCCAAGUCUAUCUUGAGUUUCCCUAACAGAUAUGAUUAG